UUAUUUUAAUAAGUACGGCCCACAACGGAAAACCCUAAGAAAACUUUAGGUUUAGGUUUAAAUAGUCUCUUCAGCAAGGUGUAAGACGCCUUCAGCUGCUGUUGCUCUCCUCCUCUUUGCUUCUACAUUCCAAGCUAAAGCGGCGAAAAUGGUGUUCAAGAGGUACGUAGAGAUUGGGAGAGUUGCUCUUGUGAACUACGGGAAAGAUCAUGGAAAGCUCGUCGUCAUCGUCGACGUCGUUGACCAGAACAGAGCUUUGGUAGAUGCUCCUGAUAUGGAGAGAAUCCAGAUGAACUUCAAGAGGCUGUCUCUUACCGAUAUCGUGAUUGAGAUCAACAGAGUGCCUAAGAAGAAGGCUUUGAUCGAGGCCAUGGAAAAGGCUGACGUGAAGAACAAGUGGGAGAAGAGCUCAUGGGGUAGGAAGCUUAUUGUUCAGAAGCGUAGGGCUAGCCUCAAUGACUUUGACAGGUUCAAGAUCAUGUUGGCCAAAAUCAAGAAAGCUGGCGUUGUCAGGCAAGAGCUUGCAAAACUCAAGAAGGAGAUCACUGCUUGAUCAGAUUGAGUACUAUCUGCUUAUCUGUUUUUUUUUGUAUUUUUGAUUGGCAAUUAGUGUUUUUACGAAUCUCAACAUCAAUAUCUAUCUACACUGUUGUCGGAUUUUGAAACCUUGUUUCUUAAAAUUUAGUUUGUUAUUUCAUCUUUACCUUUCUUUUA
This is a messenger RNA of Brassica rapa (field mustard), 714 nucleotides long. Its product is annotated as 60S ribosomal protein L14-2. Gene Ontology annotation, molecular function: structural constituent of ribosome; RNA binding. NCBI's taxonomy places the organism in Eukaryota, Viridiplantae, Streptophyta, Magnoliopsida, Brassicales, Brassicaceae. The record is from RefSeq and is a predicted model, not a curated record. Gene Ontology annotation, biological process: translation; ribosomal large subunit biogenesis. Gene Ontology annotation, cellular component: ribosome; cytosolic large ribosomal subunit.